AUGGCCAGUCUGACAUCUUCGUCGACCGCGACCUCCAGAGGAAUUGCGAGACCAAAUACCGAACAUUUCAUGCUGGAACUAGAGGGAUAUGAUGAGUGGGAUUUCAUCGACGGAUAUGCUCGAGGUUCUGAGGUGUUGGAAAGUGGGUCGUCAGGGUGGACUUUGACACAGGCGACUGACCAAGGUCAAUAUCCUUUCUCGAGGGUCAUCGAGUGCCGACUCGAGUCGCCCAAGUCGCACGUCAGUGCCGAGAGAGAGGCAUCCAAAUCUCAACCGACACUGUUGCUGAAGCCACGGCGAAAGAAUAUCUUGAAGAGUAGGACUCCGAGUCCUUCAGGGGAGGAGCACGGGCAAAAGAACAAUCGCCGUUGGUCAAAAAUCUGGUUACGGCUAUCUCGGCAGCCCACCGAGCGUACCAAGCAGUCAGGGGAAGUCAGGAGAGGUAACGGAGAGUCGUUCAACGGGAGAAAGGAUGUCAACAGUAGGGUUCAAUCCGAGCAGGUGGAAGUCGAUAUUGCGGACGAGGCAUCGACCCAGUCCCAGCCUUCCAGAAUUUGGGUCGCUUUACAAGGCCGAACCUUUCUGGACGCAGAGAAUGGGACAUAA
Desarmillaria tabescens is the source of this 606-nucleotide messenger RNA. RefSeq lists its product as uncharacterized. Lineage: Eukaryota; Fungi; Basidiomycota; Agaricomycetes; Agaricales; Physalacriaceae. The transcript has 3 exons. The record is from RefSeq and is a predicted model, not a curated record. The coding region runs from base 1 to 606 and encodes 201 amino acids.